AUUGUGAGAGGAGACGGAUGCAAAGAAAGAGAUCAAAUUCUCAUUCUCAAUCAAUUUGAUUCAUCAUGCCAAGCAGGCUCAGGAAGGCAAUAGGAGCUGUGAAGGACCAGACAAGCAUUAGCCUAGCAAAGGUUACCAAUGCAGCCAAUCUUGAAGUCAUCAUCCUGAAAGCCACAACUCAUGAUAAAAGCCCCAUUGAAGAGCGUUACGUGAAUGAGAUUUUGAACAUAGUCUCCUCUAACAAAUUGUGUGCAUCUGCAUGUGCUCAUUGUAUAGGCAAACGCAUUGGAAAGACCCGCAAUUGGGUUGUUGCCCUCAAAUGUCUCCUCAUUGUCCUUAGAAUCUUUCAAGAUGGUGAUCCAUAUUUUCCUAGGGAAGUCUUCCGUGCAAUGAAAAGGGGUGCCAAAAUUCUCAACCUUUCAGGUUUCAAGGAUGACUCCAAUUCUAGUCCUUGGGAUUACACCGCAUUCGUUAGAUUAUUUGCUUUGUACCUGGACGAACGCUUGGAUUGCUUCCUCACUGGAAAGCUCCAACGGCGAUUCAAGCAUCACAACCGCUUUCACCAGAUGAACCAGGUUAUCAAGACUUCCAAUGAGCCAGGUAUCAAAGACAUGAAACCCAUAAUGGUGCUUGACAGAAUUUCUCACUGGCAAAGGUUAUUGGAUAGAGCCAUUUGCACAAAGCCUACAGGGUCAGCCAGGACCAACCGCUUGGUUCAGAUUUCUGUCUACGCUAUUGUACAAGAAAGCUUUGAUCUUUACAGGGAUAUCUCUGAUGGGCUUGGUGUUGUCUUGGAUAACUUUUUCCAUUUGCCAUUUUGGGCUUGUGCUGAAACAUUCAAUGCUUGCGUUAAAUCCUGCAAGCAGUUUGAUGACUUAUCAGCUUUCUAUUCUUUUUGUGUGAGCAUUGGGAUUGGAAGGUCCUAUGACUACCCGAGAGUGCAAAAGGUCUCUGAAGAACUUAUGGAAACAUUACAUGACUUCUUCAGAGACCAAGCUUUUCUCCCCACAAGUAAAAUUUCAAAGCACCUCCAUUCUCCUCCUCCGCACAUGGAUCUUAAAGGCUCAAGUUCAUCCCAUGAUGAGGGUAGUGAAAGAUCCUGCAGAACACUUGAAAGAUGCGACACACUUGAAAGUUUGUUUGAAACAGAAUCCGAUUUUGGGUCACAAUGUACAUCGUUGGAAGAUCUCAUGACUGCGACCGAUGUUGCCCUUAGUCCUCGGAGAUCACUUGAGGAAGACAUGAAUUCGGAGCAAUCAGACAAUGAUGAGAAAGAAUUGGUAUGUGAUGGUUAUGUUAGUGCAAAUAGUUUUGCUUCUGCCACAUCAUUUCCAUUUCACCAAACAUCAAGGUCGAGUUUGGAUGCUGAAAAUUUUGAUGAAUUGCCGCGGGAACUGCAUCAAAAUGAAACGAAUGGUUGGGAGCAACAAAAUCAAACAAAUGAGUGGGAGCAACACAAUACACAAGCAGUUUCAAAUAAUAUCACCAAAGAGUGUUGGGAGUUAGUUUUGGCAAAGACAGUAACUGCACCUGCUGAAACAUCACCCAAAUUCACAAAUGGGAUGAUUCCAUUUCUCACCUUGUCUGAUCAACCCUUAGUUCCUCAACACAACUACAACCCAUUCCUGGAUGACACAGUGAAUGUUGCUCCAUUUGCAACAACUGGUGAUAAAUUUAUUGAUGUGGCACCAACAUUUAAGGCAACAACAACACAAGCCAACCUUUAUGCUCAGGAUCUUAUUGUACCAACCAUCUCAGAUCAAAGUUCCAGUUCAGUAGCAAAUCCCGAUCUAUUUUUUGGUGACAUGUAUCCAAAUGAGACAACAAAGGAUCCAACUUCUUUAGAGACCAACAUAGCAGUGCCAUCAAUUUUAACAACACCAAGUUUCCAGACUCGAUGCUCUUUUAUGAACGAUUCAUUUCCAACAUUUCAAGUGCACAGGUCAAAUAUUGAUGCCAUAAUGGAAACACCAAUUCUUCCUACUCUUCAGAAUCCUAGCCUAUGUUUUAUUCCCUUACACUUCGAAGAGCAGAACUUUUAUGCUUCAACAAUGCCACCAACAUUUAGUGCAAAGGAUUACAAUGGGACAACAUUGGCAACAUCAGUAGACAAUGAUCUUUUUGGAACAUGGCCUGGUGAAAAUACCAAUGAACAAACUUUAAAUGUAUCAAUGCAAGAGGAUACUUUAUUGCGGCAACAACAACUUUGGUUGGAGCAACAACAGAGUAUCAUAUCAAAGCAUUCGAGUUCAGUUUUCAAAUAAAAAUAAUUGAGCAUUGAAAUUUUGUAAAUAUAUAUAAGUC
Molecule: messenger RNA, 2304 nt
Organism: Vigna unguiculata (cowpea)
Lineage: Eukaryota; Viridiplantae; Streptophyta; Magnoliopsida; Fabales; Fabaceae
Product: ENTH/ANTH/VHS superfamily protein
Biological process (GO): vesicle budding from membrane; clathrin coat assembly; clathrin-dependent endocytosis
Cellular component (GO): clathrin-coated vesicle; clathrin-coated pit
Molecular function (GO): clathrin heavy chain binding; phosphatidylinositol-4,5-bisphosphate binding; 1-phosphatidylinositol binding
Source: RefSeq, a predicted model, not a curated record